AUGUCGAGAACAGAAUAUAAAGGAAACGUUCAAAAGAGAAAGGUAACAAGCCCGAGAGAAAACAGUUUGAAAUCCUCGAUUUCGUCUAUUCAGAUCGUGCGGAGGUGCUGGUCGUUGAUACUACUAUCUACUGGUCUGAUUCUAUACAUAAGAAUUGGUGGUACCAGCGGGGAACGAUGGUCUAGACAAGUAUCGAACAGCGACUGGAUUCCUUUGGCCAAUCCAAGAAGUGCUUCCAGUCAAAUCAGGCCGAGUAAUAGUGGAAAUGGAGCUAUUUCGUCGGGAAGUCCUUCUUUACCACAUCUUUCAUCUCUUUCUUUACCACCGGCACUUCAAGAACAAUAUCAGCAACAACUUUUGCAAUUGCAAAAGACUCAAGAGAAUAUUCAAAAGUUGCUGAUAUUGCAGGAACAACUUAGAACGCAACAACAGUUAUUGCAGUCUCAAACAUUUCUACCGAGUGGCUUUAGUAGCCCGGAAAAUGACAAGCGCAUGCUUCAACAAAAUACGAUACCAAACUUAUCAGGUGUAUCGGGUUUAAGUUCGGACGUGCUGGUACCACCGUUACCUUCAUCCGAUGCUCUUCCACCCAUUUAUUCAGCUCAAAACUUCCUCGGCCAAGGACCACAGCGGUUUCAUCAACCAAUAAGGGGUAAUCAGAAUUUAAACAUUAAAUCUGAAGAAUUUGGAAACUCGCAUAAUAGCAAAAGUCAAGUCAAUUACAACGAAGGUCAUGAAGAUGGUUUGAGAGAAGGACAAAGUCUUGAUCAAUUGACCCAGGUAGAGGAUAUUCGUGAUAACGUUAAAGACUUCGUCGGGAAGGAAGAAAAAUAUCGGCCAACCGGAAAACAGGUGAAAGGUCAAACGGUACAAGGUACUCCUGGCAUAUCUGAAAAUGCAGAGAACGAAAACGAGGAGGUCCAACUAGUUUACGUUCCUGUAGAAACCUUAGCCAAACAAAGAGUUCAACCAAAAAGAUUUCGAGGACAAAAGCAAUAUCCUUUCCGUCAGCAACAGCAGCAACAUCAGAACCAGCAGCAGCAAUAUCGAAUAAACGAUGAAAUUGAGCAAACGACGAGAGAGCCAGAUACUUUCGGUCGAGAUUUUUUGGACCAGUUGAAGUUCGCAAAGGAAGAACGAUCGAAGGAGGUCGCUCGAAUAGAAGACGUGGAGAAAGCACUGGAGAGGAAGGCUCAACUUGAGCAAGAAAUUCUACAAAAGGAACAGGAAUUAGCAAGACAGAAAGAAGAGGAAAGAAGGAUAAAGGAACUCGAGAAAAUCGAAGAAAUAGCGAAGCAACGAGAACUUGAAAGACUUCGAGAGUUAAGGGAAAAGCAGAGAUUGGAGGAACUUGAGAGACGAAGAAUCGCGGAAGCUCGUGCGAAAGAGGAAAGACGCCGGCAACAGGAAGAAAAGCGUCGGCAAGAGGAAGAAAAACGUCGACAAGAGGAAGAAGCAAGGCAAAGAGAGAAAGAGAGACUUGCUGCAUUGGAGAGACAAAAACAAUUGGAGAUUCAACGUGCUUUGGAGGAAGAAAGAAAAUUAGAACAACAGAGGCAAGAGGAAGCGAGCACGAUUGCUCCGAACGUCGAUCAAAAUCAGCCGGAUACUCAAGCGCUUUCUUUGACACGUAACAAGCAGUUACACCGACAGCAUCUUGAAGAAACGACCCAUAGGAUAAAACACAGAAAUCGCGUAAGACAACAACGUCCAAGAAUCAAUCAACAGCCACCGACUACAACUCCACCACCAUCGCCCAAUCAACCUCCUCUUUCCGUUUACAUGGGUGGUGGUGAUAGCAUGGCACCAGACAGAGUCAAAAUUGCGGAUGUUUUGAGGAUUCUUAAAGACGCUAAAACUAUAGCAGUUUUAGACACAGUCGUACCUAACACGCCUAAGGUCUUUGUAGGACCAACGAAUUUAGAUCCACCGGCUGGUUAUACGAAGUUCGAUCUCCCGUACUUAUCAUCUAUCGAUCACAAUCGAGUUGAAAGGAAGGUCGACAAGUUACCUUUUUUCGUAGCGCCGCUAAGCUUCGAUCCACCACCAGGAUAUUCUAAAAUCCCAUUCCCAGCUCCUCAUAUAGGAUCCGUUGUCGUGAACACGAUCGAUGCUUCAUCUCCCGAACCUGAUACACCAGAAAUUAUUCAUAAUCCAAACCCGACGCCUCUUAUAGAGCCAAAUUCUUAUAUCGAUGGUACUGGAAGUAAUUUGGGUCGGAUAGAUCCUACUACCCUAAGCUAUGAACAUUCAACUACAGCUGGUUACACUCAAGAAUUUUCGAGUACACCAAAGUACGAUACUUCGUAUUCGACGAUAUCAAAUCCUGGUGGUUCUAGAUUCCGUUUUAGGCAAUCGUACGGAGAUAAUAAUCCUCCUUCUGUAAUCGACACUAUUUACCGAGGCGAAUCAUCACUUCCAGCUGGAAAGUCCAAACAAAAGGCAUAUUACAAUGAAGAUUCCAGACCUGUAGCUCCUACUUUGGCACACGAAACUAGAUUAGGUACCACUGCGUCUGCUUAUCAAGAGGAAGCAAUUUACUCGAGUACACCGAAUUAUCCAGAACACUCGUUGAGAACACUAGAUGAUCCCUCAACGAAAGAACAGGAUUUAGCUGCACAAUUAGCUUUGAUUAACCAUGAACUUGCUCAACACAGAGAUGCCAACAACAACAAAAACUCUUUUGUCGAACACCAAAACACAUAUACGCAAUCAGAUCCUCAUCUGAUCAAUUCCUUCCAAUCUCUAAUCUCUCCGAAUGAUGUUAACGAAGUGAGAGAAUCUGUAGGUCCAACGCAAUAUAAUUUACCUGCUGAAUUACCGAUUUCACCCCAUCUACCUGGCUUGGUAAAUUCUUUGCUAGAGAAGCAGACAACGAUACCAACCACUACAACGACACACGUUGUAACAACACCAGCGUAUACAAAGGCUACGACCACAACUACUACAGCUAGACCACCCUCGACUACUUAUAGACCACGUUCACGUCAAAGGAGUAGGAUAGUACCCACACGACCAACUACCACCACAAUACCUACGACGUCUAUUACUAGAACGACUGCAGACAGAUCUAGAAGACCUUACAGCAGAACGAGAAGUGGGUCGAGAUAUACAACUACUACCGAAUCAUAUAAUGAUUCCACUGCUUACGAACCUACCAAAUCUAAGAAUUCUGAAACUACAGAGAAAUAUAACUACGCAGAUCACCAUAAAAGACCAAGAGGUCAGAAACAUAGGAAUAACGAUAAGACGGCUUAUCAAUCCGAGGUGAGGAUUAUACAAUUUAAUGACAAAAUUAUCUCAUAUUUUUUUUAUACGUGCAAAAAUGUAUAUUUCUUUUUUUUAAUACAGGCCUAUGAUCAAAAUUACAACGUUCAAGCACACCAAGCUGCGACUUACGAGCAUACUGCUCCCGACGAAUCGAUCACUUCCUCAUCGACGGAUCCAUAUUCACAAUCGGGCUCAAAUUCGCAUAAUUCUAAUCAACAAGAGUCAAGUAUACCUUUGUCAAACCUGAAUGCUUUCUCCCAAGAGAAUUAUCCAUCAACGAGUAUCAGUUCUACCGAAAAUUAUCCACCUCUUCGUGAAACUACAACGAAUUACAACACGCCAGUUGCAUCGGAAGAUUAUUCUAAGAGUCAACAAAAUUAUCCACAAGAAGCGAACUAUCCUAUCGCUUAUGGAAGUCAAUUAAAUGACUUGGACCAAAGUGUUCUUGAAAAAACACCGAUCAAUGGAUUUAAUUACCAAGCACAAAACAGCGAGACUCGUAAUCAACCUACCGUUCAGAAAUCUAAAGACUACACCGCUUAUUACGCCGAGAAACUCGAAAAUACGGACUUUGGUAUAAGUGGUACUUCGGAAAAUCCGGGAAGUAAAAUUGAUAAAACAGCUCAACAAUAUUCUCCAAUUUACGAUGUAGCACCAGUUCAAUCGCAUUUGAAUUAUCCUCCGACUGGUGAGAGUGGUAAUUUUGGACAAGUCGAAGAUAGAAAAGUAGAUGGAAGUAGCAACGUAGCAGAUCAAAAUGAAGAACCGAUAUUCAUCCCUCUUCCACCAGAGAAACAACAAGUUUAUGAUUUGUUAACGCCAUCGACGGAAGAACCAUUAAAUGCGGUGGUAACGAAAACCAGUACGACAACGGAAACAACUCCAGUUGUAAUACGACAACGUGUUCGUGGCCGUGUUGGUACACGUACGCAUUCCGAUUCGGUUGUGCAAACUCGUCCAAGAGGUUCGCAAGACGAAUACGUGCGUUUUAGUGCUGUCAAUCAUCAAGAUUCCCCACGGUCGUCUAAUAUACAUCGUCACAGAACUAAAUCGAGAUCUCGACCACAAAGCCAAGUUAAAACGAGCGGUUACGAGUACGUGAAGAUUCAAGCUGGUUCGCAAAGACAACGGCCUUUUGUACAACAAACUACGCCAUCGACAACAAUCGCGACCACAACAACAACAACGACAACUACGACGACCACGCCGAGGACUACGACCACCACGACUACUGAACAACCAUUAGAAGAAGAUAUCGAUUAUGGCUUUAUAAGACCUCCUAGCUUCCGACCAGUGAAUCCGGUAGACAAUCGAUUCCACGCACCACCUGUUACUUUCAAGCCAAUACUUUCGCAAGUAAACAAUUUACCCAUACAACAGCAGCCUUCUGGCAGUGCUCAAGAUAUCGAAAUAGAAUACGAUCCACCUCCAAAUCAUUCUUUAAAAAAUCGUCCGAAAUAUCAAACAACAAAUCGACGACCAUUAAUUAAAUCAACAAUACUGCCGAUUACGACGCCAAUUACAACGACGACAACGGAAAAUAUAUCACCGGCAACAUUAAAUCCUGAUAAUUCGGUGUACACAGUAAGACCAAAAUAUAAACCAGAAGAUAUCAAACAGAAUAGAAGUCGAAGUAGGACUCGUCGACCCGGAGGUAGGAAACGUGUAACAACAACCAGCACAACGGAAUCCGGUUUUGAUGCAAAUAACGAAGUACCAUUGGAGGGAAAUUAUCCGCGUAUACUUCCACCACAUCCAGCAGCAAUCGGAGAACAACAAACUCUUUACGAUGAAAAUUUUGGAAGUUUAUCCCAAUUUGGUGAAACUUAUAAUCAGCCGGAUCAAAAUUAUAAAUCAGCCACGGAAAAUUAUCCACCGCAGGACUUUGUAUUGAACUUUGGAGCGGUAUCUCCCCAAACACAAUUACAACAAGAUGAAUACGAUCAAACUCAACUGGCAAGUAAUUCUCCUCAAAAGUAUGAUCAUUCAACACAUUCAAAAUCAACGACAUUGAGCAAUUCACAAUUGAUGCCUGCUGACAUCUACGGAGCCGAGAGUCAAUGGUCUACCAAAUUAUCUCGGACCUCUUUUCAACCAAGCUUUGCAACUAAUUAUGCUACCGAUGGAUUCAACGAGGCACGUAAGAAAGAUGGAAACGUUAGAGAAGUAGCUGAUAUUAUUACGGUUCGUCCGGAGAAUUCAGUAACGUACGUGGUUUCCUCGGAAUUAGAGAAUAGCGAUGAAACAAAAUCGAUAAUGAACGAAGAAGAGUCCAUGAUAAAGGCCACGACGGUAUUUGGACAAAAAAUGAUGGCACGCGAUCAUACAGAAAAUCCAAUGAAACGUCAGCAAAAAGUAAGUUCGUACGAAAAUGAUGAUGAUGAUCAUGACAAAUGGAGAUCGAAGGAAGAUAAUUUGUCAAGGGAACCUACGGAUAACGAAGACGGUGAGAAAAUACCAAAGAAAACUGCGGAUCCUGGUGCAGUCAGAAAGACUAAUAGAAGGAAAAGAGUACGAGUACGAGUAAGGCCAAUCGUCGAUGAUUUCGUGACGGCCGAAUCUCAACAUAUCAACGCUGCUGUUAAUAGUCUAACGCACGAUCAAUACAAAUACAAUCCGAUUCGGCAGACAAGGCCUAAUCUAAGUGAAUUUAAUAUUAUGAGAUCAACCGGUGACGGAUCCCGACGAUCCGCGUUACAAGAUUUUCUUGAGGAAAUGUUGAAAACUGAUGAAGUUUUAGUACCUGUAUUGGCGACAUCAACUAGUACGGUAUUACCUUUAAAUGUUUGGCAAACAUCAACACCAAUAACAUCUUCGAUUGAAGAAGAAGAAGGAGAAGUAGAAACAACAAACUACAAAUUUUCACGUAUUACUACCAAUAUACCUACAACUAUAUCGGAGGAAUUGGAAGGAACACUUGACCCUGAAGAAAGUUUAAGAACUACCACUCAGUAUUACGGUACACGCAUCUAUCCCAAAGAUUCGAUCACGAAGGAUACCACAGAAAAUUUUAAAUUACCGACAAUUCAAGAAACAGGAACAACUUCCAGCGAUUUCAAUAAUUCUCAAACAACUCUAAAUGAUCUAAACUCUAUCGAUACCGCAUUAGAAACUACACCGAUCACAGAAAAGUUAGAAACAACAACGAUAAAACCGAUUGAUACGACAAUAGAGGAUUCUCCUAUUGUUGAAAGUACAAAGACCGAAGAGUCAAUGGACAAUGACAAUAUCACUUAUCUGAAGAAUCACCGUGCUAAAUGGAGUGAGGUUAGAUAUCCAUCGGAUCCUUCGAUAGCCUUAAACCAUUCUCUCUUGUCCACUUGGAAUUACGAUAAAAAUGGGAAAACAGCUGAUUGGAGUAAAACAUUAACAAAGGUUACGACGAAUGAAGAAGAAAAAGAUCCCGAAAUUAAAAUUCUUUCGGAUUACGUACAAACUGUAUUCGAUGAUCUUAAGGGAACUAAAGAAAAUAUUAAGGAGAGCUCCGAUGAGAAAUCAUUGAACAAGGAGAAAAAUAAUAAGGUCAGUACCUCGGAGAAUUCAAGCGAAGACAAUAACAUUAAAACAAAUUCCCCACUGAAAGCUAGUACUAUUAGUGUUAAAAAAGAGAUAAAUCAAGUCGGAGAUCGUUCCUUAAUGAAAUUUGAGAAAGAAGAGACUCCAACGACGAUCGUUGUUGAAAAUAUUGAUGAUAAUUCAUUUACGUCAGGUUAUCAUUCUAAUCCAACAGUGAUAUUAGACACCACGGUGCAUGAUAUUUUAUCCAAAGAUGAAUCUAUGGUGACCGUAACACCAACGAGUCUGAUCAAGACAACGACAACAACGACAACGACGACAACAAAACCGACAUUACCAACGACAUCGGAGAUCAGUCAACACAAUACAACAGAAACAAUACUUGGUAAAGUGUUGAGAACAUCUACGACAACGAAGGUCUCGCACAUGACCGAGAUUUGCUACAGAGGAAGAUGCGUAAUGACCAAACCAGACCGAGAAAUUCGUUUGAGAUGAAAUAAGGCAAAGGAUCAUUGAGAAAUGUAAUUAACUUCGAUGUAGGUUUCUUACUGCGAAGUUCAACGAAUGCAGAAACGUCCUAUUUUACGACGAAGGGAUGCAUUCGAUGGACCUCGCAAUUAAUGUUUCAUAUUUAUUUGAAAACGUAGAAAAGAAGCUUGCUUUCAUCGAGGCCACUUUUCUCGGUUGCCGAAGUGAUAAUAUAGAAAAGGAAUAUGAUGAAAACAUAAGCAAUUACAAAUACAUAAAUCCGUAUAAUGUAUAAAAAUCUCUUAUAAAUGCGAUCAAAUAUCUUAAUACUAAUAUAGAUGAAGAAUUUCAUUGCAUCAUACGACGAAUCGUUUGCUCGUGGAAUAGUUAAAUACACACAAUAACAUUACAACGAUAUAAAAAUAUGAUGUAAAAAUGUAUAAAGGAUUUAGUUAAUUGCAUUCGUCAGAAUCCUGCGAAAUUCUCUAUAUUAAGUGUUUUCCAUAUUAUAUAAAUAUUGUUAACGGGAUAAGAGUAUACGAAAAAAAAAUAAAAGAAGAAAAGAAGUAAUGGCAACCUUGAGCACGGUCAUUCCUAUGCACCGUUGUGUGUCGGAAAAUGUAUUUAAUUUAAUUAUUUACUGUCCCUAUCCGUUGCGCGUGUAAGUUUUAAGCGUCUCAUAAAUAUUUUAAUAAAAUACGACAAAAACACGCGUAGAUGUGAUAAUUACACUUUUCACCUAUCUCCCUCAUAUCUUCCCAUCAUUUCCUAUUUAAAAAGAAAAAAUAAAAUUAAAAGAGAACGACGCAAUAGAGACUA
Molecule: messenger RNA, 8073 nt
Organism: Polistes canadensis
Lineage: Eukaryota; Metazoa; Arthropoda; Insecta; Hymenoptera; Vespidae
Exons: 9
Coding region: 1-7281 (2426 amino acids)
Source: RefSeq, a predicted model, not a curated record